GUUUGGACUCGAGCACAAGGAGCGUGUGAAAGGCGAAAAUGCCCGCAAUUGCGAGCGCACGCGACGCUGGCGCUACGGGUUGCCUGUGCCGUAGGGACUCGUUCUGAAGCUCAGGAGAGCGCAGUGCUGCAAGGCGGCGGCCGACGGACAGCGCUACGGCGAGUUGUGCUCACUGCUGUCAUGCAGCCCUGCCGCAGCGCGCGCGGCGCUAGGCGGCGGCCCAGAGGUCGCCACGGCUCCGCGCCGCAUCGCUGCUCUCUGCUGGGAGCUCUGCUCGCCGGCUGCGCCAGCGCGCUCGACGCGACGCCGCGCCGCGCCGUAAUCGCACGGCUGGCAGCCAGCGCAGUCGCGACCAGCGCUGCGCCGGCGCUGGCAGCGGAUCCGCGCUGGCCGGACGACCCGUCCGGCCGGCCGGCGCCGCCGCGCAGCUGGACCGCUGCGGCCUCGGACGCGGUAUCCGACGCAGCGCGCGACGCAGCGCGACGUCAGCGCGACUCGAAACGCGAAUCCGCGCUCCGCGAACUCGCGGAUCAGGAGCGGUUCCAGGACGACCGCAUGCGGCGCUGCCGCGAGGAGGUCAGCGACGCGUGGCAGGACUGUUUUUUCCUGGGAACGACGCCGUCGAGCCGGGGGCAGCAGCGGCGCGGGCCGGCGACGUGGUGA
This is a messenger RNA of Pelagomonas calceolata, 663 nucleotides long. NCBI's taxonomy places the organism in Eukaryota, Pelagophyceae, Pelagomonadales, Pelagomonadaceae. The record is from the annotation of a GenBank genome assembly.